Molecule: messenger RNA, 1541 nt
Organism: Scleropages formosus (Asian bonytongue)
Lineage: Eukaryota; Metazoa; Chordata; Actinopteri; Osteoglossiformes; Osteoglossidae
Product: alpha-2-HS-glycoprotein-like
Exons: 7
Coding region: 176-1453 (425 amino acids)
Biological process (GO): negative regulation of endopeptidase activity
Cellular component (GO): extracellular region
Molecular function (GO): cysteine-type endopeptidase inhibitor activity
Source: RefSeq, a predicted model, not a curated record
UUCAGCAGUAGCUCUGUUUGCCUCCUUUAACCCUGAUUGCAAAGACAAAGUCAUCCCUGUUUUUCAGUUGUACUUUAUAGGCUAUAGAUGGGAGGAAAUCCUUCCAUAGGCAAAAAGUAAGAGACCUACCUGGUGUUGAAAAACUGGGAAAAUUAUUUCAGUGUUUUUCAUCAGCAUGAAGCUAUCAAGGGCCAUGUGGCUUUUGCUUUUGGUGAUGAUGGCGGCUUCCUGGACCCAAGUACAGGCCCAGCUCAGUGUUACCGAUGUGAUUCCAGUCCCUUGUGAUGACAGGGCUGUGGAGAAGCUCGCCCGUUUGGCUCUUUCCUACGUGAAUGAGGACAGAUCCGUGGGCUACAAAUUCACCCUCAACAGAGUCCUGAACGUCCACCUUCACGCUCAGGGUCCUGCUGGGAAGGUCUACUACCUCGACUUAGAUGUGUUGGAGACAAAAUGCCAUGUUCGGAGCCCCAGACCUUGGAAGCGCUGUGACAUCAGACCUUUCAUGGAAACACAAAUCACUGGAAACUGCAACACUACGAUUCUCCAUAUACCACAAGGAUUCUCCUACCUCUACAGUUAUGAUUGUGUUCUUAUUCCAGAUCAACCUGAGAAGCUGUUGAAGACCUGCCCAGACUGUCCAUUGCUCCUUUCAGUGGAGAGUGCAGAGGCCCUUUGGGCAGCUCAACAUACCCUCCGAAAGUACAACACCCAGAGCCCUCUGGGCUCCCACUUCCGGCUGCAGAGCAUUGCCAGAGCCUCACAGAGUGCAGCGGUGCAAGGCACUUUUGUUGAAUACACCAUCGAGGAGACAGAAUGCAGCCUUGAGCAAGAAGAUGCUGGUAUCUGUAAGCCUGCAGACCUUAACAGAGAGACAGCCGGUUUCUGCACUGGAGCAGUUUAUGGCAAUGGAAAAACUGAAACAGAUGUUCAAGUGUCUUGUGAAAUAUUCCUUGCACAGGGUGUUGGCAUGUCUAACUCUGCUGCUGGUGGUGCAGGACGUAAGCAGGUUCCCGAUGCUUUACCAGCGCAGCACGAGAAGCCACCAAACAAAGUUCCGAAAGAUCCGAAUCCUAAGGACCCUCAGCCUAGACCCUCUGACCCAGUACAAAAGGGUGAAGUUCACAAAAGUCAGAGAGUUAAGCCCACUCCAUCAUUCCAGACACCCAUUGUCCUCGAAGACCCCAACACACCCAGCCCUCCUGCUCCAACACUAACAAUCUCAGGCCACUCCUCGGAGUCCAGUUCAAACUCAGAGUCCUCAGAGUCCUUUGAGGAACUGGGAACUAUCAUUGCGAGGCCACCUCAGGAUUUCCGGUACAAGUUCUUUCGCCCGAAGAGACAGGCAUCACCCAGCCAGAGGCCUGAGCAUAUCCCAGAAUUCCUGUCGGUCUUCCCCAGUGCACCUUCCCCUUUCCGCUCUUGUCCAGGAGCACCUCGUUACACCACAGCAUAGAAAUCUUGAGUCACAGGGCCAGAGUUUUUCUUUCCUUAUGUCCUUCCAAUUUAUGUCAUAGGCUGCUGAGAGGAUGCACAGGGUAAGA